This is a messenger RNA of Budorcas taxicolor (takin), 1542 nucleotides long. RefSeq names its product G protein-coupled receptor 132 (gene GPR132). NCBI's taxonomy places the organism in Eukaryota, Metazoa, Chordata, Mammalia, Artiodactyla, Bovidae. Bases 1 to 1542 code for a protein of 513 amino acids. Gene Ontology annotation, molecular function: G protein-coupled receptor activity. The record is from RefSeq and is a predicted model, not a curated record. The transcript is spliced from 5 exons. Gene Ontology annotation, cellular component: membrane. Gene Ontology annotation, biological process: negative regulation of G2/M transition of mitotic cell cycle; G protein-coupled receptor signaling pathway; G1/S transition of mitotic cell cycle.
AUGGAGCAGCUGCCGUGGAAACCAUCUGGAGGGUCCUCAGAAAGCUACCGAGGGGCUCAUCACACGAGCCGGCAGUACGCGCUCAGAGGAAGUGAACGCAGGCCAGCCGUGCGGCCCUUCUCGAUGGGCCUUCGGCCUCCUUCACCGCUUCACUGGUCGCCGCCCACCCUCACCAUGCGCCUCUGCUCGGUCACACAGCCACCGGGGGAGCAUGGCUCUCCUCCCGCCUUCACAGCCGGCCACGGCGAGACGCCCACGGUCAUGCCAGCUUUGGGAUGCGGGACCCCAAAGCCCGGGGGUGUCCGCUCCCUGUGCCCACCCACCAGCCUCGGCACGGUCCCAGCGCGAGCCCCGCAGACCCUGGGGGCACCUCCAAAGGACGGUGUGAGAGUGCGGCUGAGCCGACGCGGUGGAGGAAAGCAGGGGGCGGGAAACACCACGCUGGAGACCAGCCCUGCACUGGGGACCCUGUCGAUGGGUGUGUCUCCCCACACAUGCAACGUGCCCUUCAACAACAGCAGGGUGUUCCUGGUGACCGUGUAUAGCGGUGUGUGCGCGCUGGGCCUGCCGGCCAACUGCCUGACGGCGUGGCUCACACUGCUGCAGGUGCGCCAGGGCCACGUGCUGGCCGUCUACCUCUUCUGCCUGGCGCUCUGCGAGCUGCUGUACAUCAGCACCCUGCCGCUCUGGGUCAUCUACAUUCAGCACGGGCACCGCUGGCCGCUCAGCCCCUGGGCCUGCAAGGCGGCCGCCUACAUCUUCUUCUGCAACCUCUACGUCAGCAUCCUCUUUCUGUGCUGCGUCUCCUGCGACCGCUUCCUGGCGGUGGUGUACGCGCUGGAGACGCGCGGCCGCCGCCACCAGAGGACCGCCAUCCUCAUCUCUGCGGCGGUCUUCCUCCUCGUCGGGCUCGUCCACUCCCCGGUGUUCAAGAUGGAGCACGAUGACACCUGCUUCGAGACGCUGCCGAUGGACCGCAGGGUGGCCGGGUACUACUACGCACGCUUCACGGCGGGCUUUGCCAUCCCGCUGUCCAUCAUCGCUGUCACCAACCAGCGCAUCUUCAGGACCGUCCAGCUGAGCACCAGCCUGAGCGCCGCCCAGAAGGCCAAGGUGAGGCUCCUGGCCAUCGCGGUCGUGGCCAUCUUCCUGGUCUGCUUCGCCCCCUAUCACCUGGUGCUCCUGAUCAAAGCCGCCGCCUUUUCCUACUACAGAGGGGCCGAAGUCCCCGUGUGCGCCUUUGAAAUCCGCCUCUACACGGCCUCCGUGGUGUUCCUGAGCCUGGCCACCGUGAACAGCGUGGCUGACCCCAUCAUCUACGUGCUGGCCGCGGAACUGACACGCCAGGACGUGUGCAGGAUCCACAAGGGGUGGAAAAAGUGGUCCACGAAGAUGGACAACACCAAGCUCACGUGCUCGAAGGACUCAGAGGAGGCGCGCUCGCCCAUGUCCCUCACAAACAGCUACGCCUUCCCGGAGCUCAUCCACCCCCCAGGGCCAUCGCCAGGCGCCCCAGAGGAGCUGGCUGAAGGGGCCUGCUGA